Effrenium voratum is the source of this 540-nucleotide messenger RNA. NCBI's taxonomy places the organism in Eukaryota, Dinophyceae, Suessiales, Symbiodiniaceae. The record is from the annotation of a GenBank genome assembly.
AUGGCCCAGAAAGGGCCUUGUUGCGGGGUCACUAAUGAGAAUGCUGACCUGCAGCUUCGCGCUACCUUUUCUACCAUUGUGGAGGACACAGGCGCCAGUCAAGCUGGACAAGUUCACAACCAUACUGAUCUCCAUGACUUGAAGAGCUGCGACUUUCUGAGCUACGUCAAGAGAAUGGAGAACGUUGAGGCAAACAAGCACGUUGAGAUGGCGGGUAUGAAGGUUGGCCUCCUUUACUUCUUCGACAAGGUAGAGGCGUCGGCAGCUCGCGGGCGUUUGUGCGAAGCAAGAAGAUCCAUGCAGAGAUCAGACCUCCCGAUGUCCGCACGAUUAGAUCUUCCAAUGCAUGAGAUGGGAGUUCUUGUUGGAAAGCGUCUUUUCGUUGCCUACUCCUAUGCACCAGGACGAACCGACAACCGCACAAACAAGUCCUGCAGAGGUAUGUUUUGCCAACACGGCUUUCUUGAGUUUCGAAUGCGCCAUGUCCCGGCUUGCCGUGAGCCACAAAUAUUGUCACGUACCGCACAAGGUUCCAGCUGA